CACACACACACACACACACACACACACUCCCUCUUUCUCCCACUGUCAGUGUCACUCUUUGGUGGAGAUGUGGAGCGUCCUUCUGUCCCUCUGUGUCCUUCUCAGGUCCAAUUCAGCCGAGGAAGUGAUGCUGCUGGACACGACAGAGUCGACCUCAGAACUGGGCUGGACCACGUACCCGGACACAGGGUGGGAUGAAGUCAGCGUCCUCGACGAUCGCGGGAAGCUGAUACGCACAUUUGAGGUGUGCAACAUCAACCAGAAUUCUCGCGUCAAAGACAACUGGCUGGCCACACCCUUCCUGUACCGCCACUCCGCCCCGCGAGUUUUUGUCACCUUGCGGUUUUCGGUGAGGGACUGCGCCAGCCUGCGAAGCCCAUCGCCCACCUGCAGGGAGACCCUCACCUUGUACUACAAGCAGGCCGACAGCCAGCGGGAACUGGAGAGGACCUGGGCGCCCGAGCCAUCCAGCGCUGACAAGAACACCAGAGAGGGCUGGGUGAAGAUCGACACCAUUGCGGCAGACAAGAGCUUCUCCAAGGUGGAGCCCAGUUCACCACAUCAGUACCAACCCAACAGAUACAGUCGCAUCAACGUCAAGACGCGCAGCUUCGCCCCCCUCACACGCAAUGGAUUUGUCCUGGCCAUUGUGGACAGUGGGGCUUGCGUUUCCCUCAUGGGGGUGUCAGUCUUCUACCGCCGCUGUCCCGCCACCAGCCUCUACUUGGCGUCUUAUCCCGCCACGCCGUCGGGGGCAGAACCCACAGCCCUGGUGCCGGUGAGCGGGACGUGCGUCACCCAUAGUAAGGCCCAGGGGGGCAUCGGGCCUCGCAUGCACUGCAAUGCUGAAGGCGAGUGGAUGGUUCCAGUCGGAGGAUGCGUCUGCGAUGAAGGCUAUGAACCCAACCUUAAUGGGUCUGCCUGCUUGGCGUGUCCAGUGGGCUACUUCAAGACAGUUUCUGGUUCUGUCCCAUGCUCGGUGUGUCCCCCCAACAGUAGAACCAGUCACGAGGGAUCCAGCGCGUGCGAAUGUCGCAGCAGCUUUUACCGUGCAGCCAGCGAUGCCAACUCGUCUGCCUGCACAACUCCUCCCUCUGCUCCCAUGUCACUUUCCUGGGAGUACGAGAGCGGCGAUGGCGGGGUAUCCUUAAGGUGGCGCCCUCCGGUAGACAUGGGGGGCCGCAGCGAAGUGUGGUACGGGGUGGUGUGUCGCAUCUGCCCGUCUCCCGCCAUCACCAACCCGGCAUCCUGCUCCUGGUGUGGCGAGGGUGUCACCUUCAGCCCCACCCAGACUAACCUCAAACAGACCAGUGUGACCCUCAACAACCUGCUGACCAGAGUCACAUAUCUCAUACAGGUGCAAGCCAUGAAUGAGGUGUCCUCCCUCAGCCCUUUCCCUGCUCGCUACGCAAGCAUCAACUUUACUACAAGCCAAUCAGUUCCCAGUACAGUUCCCUUGAUGCACCAGCUGAGCCGCGCCCCAGACUCCAUCACCUUGUCCUGGCCUCAGCCCGACAGACCCAAUGGGGACAUCUUGGAGUACCAACUCAGAUACUUUGACAAGGGCUCAGACGUGGACAGUGCCGUCAGUGUGUACAGCGAGACCAACACCUUGAGCGUCAGCUCCCUCAUCCCGGGAUCCAUCUACGCCUUCCAGAUACGAGCUAGGAAUGAGCGAGGCUACGGUCCUUACAGCGACACCAUCUACUUCACCACGCUGCCUCUCGAGGAGCAUUCCCAGCAGGUCAAGAACCACCUGCCUCUUUUGGUAGGAUCUGUGAUGGGAGGGGCGGCGUUUCUGCUGGUGGUGGCGGCUAUCGUGGUGGUGGUGGUGUUUCGCAGUAAAAGGAGGGAGAGUCCAUACAGUGACAGGCUGCAGAGGUACAUCAGUAACAGAGGUGGAGUGAAAUACUACGUAGACCCCUCCACGUACGAGGACCCCAGCGAGGCGGUCAAAGAGUUUGCCCGAGAGAUUGAUUCUACUCACUUGAAGAUCGAGGAGGUGAUUGGUGCAGCCCAGUUCGGGGAAGUGUCUCGGGGACGUUACCGUCCACCAGGCCGCAGGGAGGUCCUGGUUGCCGUCAAGACUUUGCGCUGGGGGGCAUCUGACAGAGAGAAGGGCAUGUUCCUCAGUGAGGCGGGGGUCCUGGGACAGUUUGACCACCCCAACGUGCUGAAGCUAGAGGGCGUGGUGACCCGCGUACCCCCGGCAAGAAUCGUCACAGAGUUCAUGGAGAACGGGCCUCUGGAUUCCUUCCUCAGGGAGAAUGAGGGGCAGUUCAGCGUCCUCCAGCUGGUCGGGAUGCUCCGAGGUGUCGGCGCCGGGAUGCGUUACCUCUCAGAGAGGAACUUCGUCCACCGGGACUUGGCGGCCAGGAAUGUGUUAGUCAACUCCAAUCUGGUGUGCAAGGUGUCCGACUUUGGGUUGUCCCGACUCAUGAGGAGCCUGGACCACAACAUGCCAACGUACACAGCCUCACUGGGGAGUAAGAUUCCUGUGAGGUGGACAGCACCGGAAGCCUUUCAACAUCGCAAGUUCAGCUCAGCGAGCGAUGUGUGGAGCUUUGGCAUCCUGAUGUGGGAAGUCAUGUCCUAUGGAGAGCGUCCGUACUGGGACAUGAGUAAUCAGGAAGUAAUGAAGGCUGUAGCGGACCAGUAUCGCCUCCCGGCGCCCACCAGCUGCCCCUCAGCCCUCCACUCUCUGAUGCUUCAGUGCUGGCAGGCCGAGCGAGGGGACCGGCCAGGUUUCGAGUCCAUCCUAGCCUCCUUGGACAGACUCAUUAGGCAUCCCGUGUCUCUCAAAACUGACAUUACCCGGAGCUGCUCGCAGCCACUGCUCAGCCCCACCCCCACUGACUUUUCAUCAGUGGCCACAGUCAGUGAUUGGCUGAGAGCGCUGAGGAUGGAGAGAUACCAGGACGAGUUUGAUCGAGCGCACCUCGAUACACUCGACCGAGUCAGCCGCCUCGCCAUGGACGACAUCCAGAACCUUGGCGUGAACCUUCUGGGUCAUCAGAGGAAGAUCUUCAGCGCCGCCCAGCAGCUGAAAGCCCAUCUCAGUCAGGGGCAGGUGGAGGUGUGACGUCCGCAAAGUGCCCACUUCUGCUUGACGCUGACAUUUCAAAGCCAAAAACUGAUGGCGAUCAGAAGAAAGACUUCCUGGUAAGAUUGAGCAUUACGUCAUGGAGCACAACGAGAAUGAGGACUUGUUUCACACAAGAUUUCACUUUAUCAUCUCCUCCUCCUCCUCCUCGCUUUUACAAGGACAAUAAAAAUAUUUUUUGUGUGUCAAAUUCAUGACACCCCCCCCCCCCAGACAUAUCCACAAUGGCCUCACUCUCACAUUAGGGAACAUUUGUACAUCAAACAAGGUGCAUCACAUCACACACAGGUUUACGUGUAGACGUCACACAGACUUUAUUUUGUUUGCUUAGCGCGUAUGUGACACGGACUAACACUUGAAGGAAGCAAUGUGUGUGUGCGCGUGUGCGUGCGUGUCAUGUUACACAUGUCUUGAGCUGUUUACAUGUGUGAGCGGUCACCACUAUUCCGUAAAUGUGUGCAUAUCUUUGUAAAAUAAAUGGUUUUA
Molecule: messenger RNA, 3589 nt
Organism: Dunckerocampus dactyliophorus (ringed pipefish)
Lineage: Eukaryota; Metazoa; Chordata; Actinopteri; Syngnathiformes; Syngnathidae
Gene: ephb6
Product: eph receptor B6
Exons: 19
Coding region: 68-3082 (1004 amino acids)
Biological process (GO): cell surface receptor protein tyrosine kinase signaling pathway; protein phosphorylation; axon guidance
Cellular component (GO): neuron projection; plasma membrane
Molecular function (GO): ATP binding; transmembrane-ephrin receptor activity; protein binding
Source: RefSeq, a predicted model, not a curated record